Messenger RNA from Fulvia fulva, 372 nucleotides. RefSeq lists its product as uncharacterized. The coding region runs from base 1 to 372 and encodes 123 amino acids. The record is from RefSeq and is a predicted model, not a curated record. The transcript has a single exon. NCBI's taxonomy places the organism in Eukaryota, Fungi, Ascomycota, Dothideomycetes, Mycosphaerellales, Mycosphaerellaceae.
AUGUGCUACUACGAUAACUACAUCUUCCACUGCCGCGACUGGAAAUGGGGCAACUUCCGCCAACACUGCAACCGCGAAUACCGCACCGGCGAAACCUGCGGAAUGAAAAUGAUCUUCGCAACCCACCAGCUUCCCGACAAAUGUCCCUUCUGCGAGAAGAUCGAGAAGAAGAUCCGUCGCAGGGACAAGGCGAUUAGUGAUUACAAGCGUUGGGCGAUGGAGCCCGGGAAGUAUAAGGCGAGUAUGGAGAAGGCGAGGGAGGAUGUUAGGGUGUUGGAGGGCGAGAUUCAGAAGUUGCAGAGUGAGAAGGAUGCGAGGUAUUUGGCGGUGGGGAAUAGUAGGAGGAGUGCGCAGCAGAGUGUGGCGGUUUGA